UGAAGCUGUUUCAUUUGAAAUCAACUUGGUUCCGACACAAUGGUGGACCAGCUGCAAGGAAGAUGGAAGUCCGUUUCUUGUGACAAUUUUGAAAACUACAUGAAGGAAUUGGGAGUAGGAAGAGCCAGCAGGAAACUGGGCUGUCUGGCCAAACCCACCGUGACUAUCAGUACAAAUGGAGAUGUGAUCACUAUAAAAACCAAAAGCAUCUUUAAAAGCCAUGAGAUUUCCUUUAAACUGGGAGAAGAGUUUGAAGAAAUCACACCAGGUGGCCGUAAAAACAAGAGUAUAGUAACUUUAGAUAAUGACUCACUAGUUCAAGUUCAGGACUGGGAUGGCAAGGAAGCCACCAUUCGCAGAAAACUGGUAGAUGGGAAGAUGGUGGUGGAAAGUGCAAUGAAUAAUGUUAUCUGUACUCGGACAUACGAGAGAGCAUAA
This is a messenger RNA of Jaculus jaculus (lesser Egyptian jerboa), 438 nucleotides long. It is a transcript of the gene Fabp12, whose product is annotated as fatty acid binding protein 12. Gene Ontology annotation, molecular function: fatty acid binding. Bases 40 to 438 code for a protein of 132 amino acids. Lineage: Eukaryota; Metazoa; Chordata; Mammalia; Rodentia; Dipodidae. Gene Ontology annotation, biological process: fatty acid transport. The record is from RefSeq and is a predicted model, not a curated record. The transcript is spliced from 4 exons. Gene Ontology annotation, cellular component: nucleus; cytosol.